CCUGCCCAUCGCUUGAGCGAGUCCCGAAGGGCGCUCUCCCUUCUCUCUCUCGAACGACGUCCAUCUCGCGCCUUCAGCGUCCCAUCAAGCCAUGCAGAACCCCAGCAGCUACUACGCUGUCCCGAAGUGCGACGGCAGUGUUUGGUCAGGCUGGCAGCAAUCCGAGCCAAGCGGGGGCUCUUCACGGGCCAGUAGUUCUUCAGCGAUGACGUUGAGGAAUACACUGUAUCCCAACCCCUUUGAGGACCCCUCGAAUUGCAGUGCGAUCCCCAUUUCCUACACCUUGACGCCACCCACUCCCGAUUCCACGGAUAGCGAUGCAUCCUCCUACUCUCAAUUAUCGAUGGAGUCCAUUCCGGAGUUCGACGACAUGCCGGAAAUCCCGUUCGUUUCGGCUGCGGUAGCGUAUGCCGACGACUGGAUCCCCUCCGAUCGCCCCGCCGAGCCGGCACGCAACGACGACCGCUGCGAAUCGUCCUCAUUCUGGUCCACGCUCAUGCGUCGGACCGCGUCCAAAUCCUCUGAUGCGAGUGCAAGCACAAGCACAAGCUCGGCGAUCCUUGGACAGACCAGCGCGCGGGAUUUGGCGCCGUCGCGCACCCGGAAGCGCUCCGGCUCUGUGACUUCCAUCGCGUCCUCACGCACAAAGCCCGCGCCGGCGAAGUCCAUCCUUUCCUCCGGGGACUCCGUGAAGACGCGCCGGUGUAAAGCGCCUUCCGUGAAGUUCCUUGACAUGCCCACGAUCCAUUACGACGACGACGAAUACCUCUACGACGAUGCGGACGAGCGCAGCGCGGACCCGUGCAUGUCUCCUCCCCCGAAGAAGAAGGCGAAAGGGCUGGGCGGCCUCCUCAGCCUCCGCUGGCUCUUCGGACCGUCGAAGGUCGAGAACCGCGUGACGCCCUCAGCACCCACGGGCCCCGUGCGGCCAGCGAUCUCGGGCCCGUUCCCGCUCUGGGACUCCCCGCCGCGGCGAGCCCGCGGUGCGGGUACUGGCACGAGCGCAGCGAGUCUACGCUCUGUCAAGUCCAGCGCGAGUCUGCGGUCCGUACGCUCGUGCGGCAGCAGGCUGCCCACGUACUGGCCGAGGUAG
Trametes versicolor FP-101664 SS1 is the source of this 1093-nucleotide messenger RNA. RefSeq lists its product as uncharacterized. The coding region runs from base 92 to 1093 and encodes 333 amino acids. The record is from RefSeq and is a predicted model, not a curated record. NCBI's taxonomy places the organism in Eukaryota, Fungi, Basidiomycota, Agaricomycetes, Polyporales, Polyporaceae. The transcript has 4 exons.